This is a messenger RNA of Chaetomium globosum CBS 148.51, 1503 nucleotides long. RefSeq lists its product as uncharacterized. The transcript is spliced from 3 exons. Gene Ontology annotation, cellular component: mitochondrial envelope. Lineage: Eukaryota; Fungi; Ascomycota; Sordariomycetes; Sordariales; Chaetomiaceae. The record is from RefSeq and is a predicted model, not a curated record. Bases 1 to 1503 code for a protein of 500 amino acids. Gene Ontology annotation, biological process: tetrahydrofolate biosynthetic process. Gene Ontology annotation, molecular function: 2-amino-4-hydroxy-6-hydroxymethyldihydropteridine diphosphokinase activity; dihydropteroate synthase activity.
AUGGCCGAGGCGCCAGAAACACCGCGCAAGCGGACCGCAUACAUCGCCCUGGGGAGCAACUUGGGCGACCGCAUUGGAUGGAUCGAGAAGGCGUGCAACGAGAUGGACGCGAGGGGCAUCAAAGUGAAGCGGACGAGCAGCUUAUGGGAGACGGAACCCAUGUACGUGCUAGACCAGGAUAGAUUUGUCAAUGGCGCAUGCGAGGUUGAGACGACCAUGGAGCCGCUGGAGCUCUUAGAUGCGCUGCAAGACAUCGAAAACAAGUUGGGCCGCAAGAAGGUCAUCGACAAGGGGCCUCGCAACAUUGACCUUGAUAUCCUUCUCUACGAUAACCUCCAGGUCAAUCAUGAACGCCUCACAAUCCCCCACAUCGGCAUCCCCGAACGUGAAUUCGUUCUCCGGCCGCUCGCCGAGCUCAUCCCCGACAAGCCAAUCGACCCGAACCGCCCCUGGCGGCUGACAGCCGACUACCUGGACGCGCUCCCGCCGUCCAAGACCCCACUCACCACCAUGACACCGCUCUCCUCGCACCACCCGCCCAUCCAGGCCCUCAACCCUUCCCGCAAGACCCACGUCAUGGCCAUACUCAACAUGACGCCUGACUCCUUCUCCGACGGUGGCCAAAACCUCCCUCUCCCACUCGACAGCAACACCAUUACCCCCAGCACCACCACCACCAAUGGCACCACUACCGACAGUACCACCGACCCCUCCACCGCCCUCCACCACACCAUCACGACCCUCCUCGACGCCGGCGCCUCCAUGAUCGACAUCGGUGGACAAUCCACCGCCCCCGGCACGCCCGAAGUGCCCCUCGCCGAGGAACUCGCACGAGUGAUCCCCGCCAUCCGGCUCAUCCGCACGCGCUUCCCCACCACCACCACCACCACCACCACCACCACCAGCUCACGCCCCGUGCUCAUCUCAGUCGACACCUACCGCGCCGCAGUGGCCUCCGCCGCCAUCGAGGCCGGCGCCGACAUCGUCAACGACGUCUCGGGCGGGUCGAUGGACCCGGCGAUGCUGGCGACGGUGGCGCGGCUCGGGGCGACCGUGUGCCUGAUGCACAUGCGCGGGACGCCGGCGACCAUGGCCGGGCUGGCCGAGUACCCGGCGGCGGAGGGCGGGCUGAUCGGGGGCAUCGCGCGCGAGCUGGUGCAGCGGGUGCGGGCGGCCGAGGAGGCCGGGGUGCGCCGCUGGCGCAUCGUGCUGGACCCCGGCCUGGGGUUUGCCAAGGUGGGCAGGCAGAAUGUUGAUGUGUUGCGGCAUUUGGACGAGUUGAGGGCGUGGCCCGGCCUGCAGGGCUUGCCGUGGCUGGUUGGGUCGAGUCGCAAGAGCUUUGUGGGGAGGGUUACCGGGGUGCCGACGCCGAAGGAGCGGAUUUGGGGCACGGCGGCGACGGUGGCGGCUGCGGUGCAGGGGGGUGCGGAUGUGGUGAGGGUGCAUGAUGUGAAGGAGAUGGCGCAGGUGGUGGCGAUGGCGGAUGCGAUUUGGAGGUAUUAG